UACGUAUGUUUACGCAAAGCUGGCGCUCCGGUUUCCUGGCGGAGAAGAUGGCGGCUCCUGGACCGGGGGAGUAUUUUAACGUUGGGAGCCAUGUCUCAUGUCUUACAUGCUUGGGACAGCGAUUGCAAGGAGAGGUUCUCGCCUUUGACUACCAAUCGAAGAUGCUGACCUUGAAGUGUCCUGCUGCCAGUGGAAAGCCCAACUUGCAUGAUGUAGUCUUGAUCAACCUCGCCUACGUGUCGGAGGUCGACAUCAUCACUGACCGCACGGAAACUCCGCCCCCGCUAGCCUCGCUGAAUGUCAACAAGCUUGCCAAUAGAGCCCGGAUGGAGAAAGAAGACAAGUUGUCUCAAGCUUAUGCAAUUAGUGCUGGAGUCUCCUUGGAGGGUCAGCAGCUAUUUCAGACCAUACACAAAACUAUCAAAGACUGUCGGUGGCAGGAGAAGAACAUCAUUGUGAUGGAUGACGUGGUCGUCUCCCCGCCUUACCAGGUGGACAACUGCAAGGGCAAGGAGGGGAGCGCUUUAAGUCACGUACGCAAAAUAGUUGAGAAGCAUUUCCGGGACGUAGAGAGUCAGAAGUCCCUUCCGCGACCACAAGCACAGCAGACACAGAAGGACUCCUCCACGUUAUCAUCCUGAGCAGAGGCAACCAACCAACCAACCAACAAACAAACAGACAGACGAACAGACGACAAGAAAGAUCAACACCACCACGGCGAAGGCAGUUCCUCCUUUUUUUCCCCCUUCCAAGUUUUUUUUUUCCCCCCCCCAUUUGAUUUUUGUUUCUGCUCUCCACAGCCUGAGCAGCAGUGUCUCCGUCGGGGUGGGAGGGGGGUAGGGAUUGGAUGAGGUCUCGAUGAGAUGUCUAAUGUCGAUCUGUUCUCGAGGGCAGACCAGCACGUCCUCCGUUAUCAGGAGGAGGGGAAACUAUCCCCCAAGGUUUUUUUUCUGUUUUUUUUUUUUUUUUUUAAAGAAAGAUAAUUUAAUUAAAUAAAUAUCUACCCCCCUGCCCCUCCUUACCUUGAACCCCAACCCCAACCACUCGGCCAAACACCAGUAACCCCACUCCUCUCCUGAGCUCUACACAUGAGCUCAUCUGUUCAUUCUUUCUCUUCUUGUUCAUCUCCUUCCCUCUAUACAUUUCUCUCUCUUUCUUUCUCUCUCUCUCUCUCAUCCCCCCAUCUCCAUCAAUCAACAUGAGCAGCAGAAGGAACACAAUUUGAUUUCCGUCUCGUCACCCUGCCUCUGUCCCCACAUUUGCCCUUUGAAAACAACUAUAUGACAACCAAGGACAAAAAAAGGUGGCUUUGAAACGCAGCGGACGGAAGACUGCAAGGACCCUGUGUUUACAGCGUGACUGAGAGUGGUGCGCAGGGUUUAAAAAGCGCAGCUGCAAGCGGCACUUGUUUGGAGCCAUCAGCCGACAGGAAGUCAGUUCCGCGUGUGAAGGGUGGAAAAGGACAUGGGAGUGUACUUGCAUGGGCAGGUCUGUUUUUCCCUUGACUGGUUCUGCUGAAGGUAACAGUGUCAUCCCUCACUUCCGAGGGGAAAAGGUUUUGUUUUUUUGUAACUCUUUAUAUUUUGCCCACUUUUCCUGAAUGAGUUUGAUCCAGAUGAGAAGUUGGACAGUUCUGUUUUUUUUUUUUUUUUUUUUUUUUUCCCUAUGUUUUGUUGAGGAAGGGCUUUACAGAAAGGGACAGGACAUGAGUUUCAGUGACUGAUCUUUGAGCUGAUCUUUGAGUCUCUUUCUCAUGGUACACCUCAGGAGAGGGAGCAUGGUGCCCUCCCUCCCUUCUUCCCACCCAUCCACAACAUAGGGCUACGCCCCCCCCCCCCCCUUCCCCCCCUUUGCUUGCUCAAAACACCGAUCUCUUCCAUAAUGGUCCUCGACUCUAAAUUACAAUACUUCUUCCACGACGGGACCACGGUAGUUUUUCUUUCUUUUCUGUUUUUAAGCUCUUCCCCACUCCAUCCUUGACCGACAUUUUCACCUGUGAGGUGUGGGAAGCUCCCCUCGAUGCAUUCCUGCUGCUUCUUUUGGCCUUUUUUUUUUUUUUCUCCAAAAGAACAAAACAUCCAAGCGAAAGCCAGUGAAGACCGGGCUAGUCAACGCUCUCUCUCGCUCUGCUUUCUAUGCUGCUGUUGUGGUGAUGGCCGUUUUUUUGCGGAGAACGUGAAACGAAGAGGAAGAAUCAACCCUGGCUCAACCCAACGCCCCUUUUACGCUUCCAUGACCUAACAGCCCCCCGCCCCCCCCUCCGCCCCCUCCCCGGACACUAUCAAUGAACAGAAGCCGAGAGAUGCGCUCCCACGCUGUGAACCAGUCCGACCUCACGGUGUGAGUGUGUAUGUGCGUGCGUGAGUGUGUGUGCGUGUAUGAACGAGGCUGCCGAUGCCUAGGUUUCUUUCCCAGUAUUUUAUUUUUUAUUUUUCAAUAGUAACAUUAAAAUAAAAAAGUGAAAACAA
Messenger RNA from Sardina pilchardus (European sardine), 2468 nucleotides. RefSeq names its product LSM12 homolog a (gene lsm12a). The transcript is spliced from 5 exons. The record is from RefSeq and is a predicted model, not a curated record. Bases 6 to 641 code for a protein of 211 amino acids. Lineage: Eukaryota; Metazoa; Chordata; Actinopteri; Clupeiformes; Clupeidae.